Molecule: messenger RNA, 1080 nt
Organism: Debaryomyces tyrocola
Lineage: Eukaryota; Fungi; Ascomycota; Pichiomycetes; Serinales; Debaryomycetaceae
Source: the annotation of a GenBank genome assembly
AUGUCACAAACACUUAAUGAGCCACACUUUGUGCAACCCCAAAAAUAUGUCGGUUUUGAUACAAUUACUACACAGAUUGAGAAUAGAUUGUUGAAGAGAGGAUUCCAGUUCAACAUCAUGGCGGUUGGUAGAUCAGGAUUGGGUAAGAGCACAUUGGUUAAUACAUUAUUUUCGUCGAAGUUGACCGAAACCAGUGGACGCAGACAUGCGGCAGAACCGGUUGAAAAGACCACUGAAAUCCUGGUUAGUUCUCACGUUUUAGUGGAAAACAACGUCAGGUUGAACAUCAACGUUAUUGACACGCCAGGAUUCGGGGACCAGAUAAACAACGAGAGGUGUUGGGAACCGUUGGUCAAGUACAUUAAGGAACAGCAUUCGCAGUAUUUGAGAAAGGAAUUAACUGCCCAAAGAGAAAGGUACAUCAAUGACACCAGAGUGCACUGUAUAUUAUACUUUAUCCAGCCAAACGGCAGAAAAUUGAAGCAGUUGGAUGUGCAGGUGUUGAAGAAGUUGACGGAGAUUGCCAACGUUGUUCCAGUGAUUGCCAAGUCCGACAGUUUGACAUUAGAGGAAAGAAGCGAAUUCAAGAGGGUGUUACAAAACGAGUUCAUCAAGUACAACUUCAACAUAUACCCAUACGAUAACGAGGACUUAUACGACGACGAGAGACAAUUGAACGAGGACAUUAAAUCGUUGAUUCCGUUUGCCAUUGCUGGUUCCGAGAAGGAAGUCCAGGUCAACGGGGAGCUCGUCAAGGGCAGAAAGACCAAAUGGGGAUUAAUCAACGUUGAAGACGUAUCUCAAUGUGAGUUUGUAUUCUUGAGAGACUUCUUGACCAGAACACACUUACAGGAUUUGAUCGAAACUACGUCGUUGUUACACUACGAAACCUUUAGAUCCAAACAAUUAAUUGCCUUGAAGGAAAACGCCAAUAACCCAAAUAGACAAUCUAACCCUUUGUCGAUGCACCAGCCAAACCAGAGUCAACCACAACAUCCACAGCAACAACAACAACAGCCACCUGCUCAACAACAAACCCAAAGUAUGCUUCCAAAUGACAAUGCAUACCCCCGUCAAUAA